Molecule: messenger RNA, 2442 nt
Organism: Gracilinanus agilis (Agile Gracile Mouse Opossum)
Lineage: Eukaryota; Metazoa; Chordata; Mammalia; Didelphimorphia; Didelphidae
Gene: DCP2
Product: decapping mRNA 2
Exons: 11
Coding region: 101-1369 (422 amino acids)
Biological process (GO): deadenylation-dependent decapping of nuclear-transcribed mRNA; nuclear-transcribed mRNA catabolic process, nonsense-mediated decay
Cellular component (GO): cytoplasm; P-body
Molecular function (GO): RNA binding; manganese ion binding; 5'-(N(7)-methylguanosine 5'-triphospho)-[mRNA] hydrolase activity
Source: RefSeq, a predicted model, not a curated record
CUCCUUGUGUGUAUGCGCGUGUGCGUGCGCGCGCGCGUGCACUGCCCCUCGUCCCCAGGCUGUGCUGCGCCGGGAUGCUCUGCUCCUGCCGGAGGUGCUCAUGGAGACCAAACGAGUCGAGAUUCCCAGCAGCGUUCUGGACGAUCUCUGCAGCCGAUUUAUUUUGCAUAUUCCCAGUGAGGAAAGAGACAACGCUAUCCGAGUAUGCUUUCAGAUUGAACUUGCCCAUUGGUUUUAUUUGGAUUUCUACAUGCAGAACACACCAGGAUUACCUCAGUGUGGGAUAAGAGAUUUUGCUAAAGCUGUCUUCAAUCAUUGUCCUUUUUUACUGCCUCAAGGUGAAGAUGUACAAAAAGUUUUAGAUGAAUGGAAGGAGUAUAAAAUGGGAGUACCAACCUAUGGUGCAAUUAUUCUUGAUGAAACACUUGAAAAUGUAUUAUUGGUUCAGGGUUAUCUAGCAAAAUCAGGCUGGGGAUUUCCAAAGGGAAAAGUAAAUAAAGAAGAGGCACCACAUGACUGUGCUGCUCGAGAGGUCUUUGAAGAAACUGGUUUUGAUAUCAGAGAUUACAUUUGUAAGGAUGAUUACAUUGAACUAAGAAUCAAUGACCAACUAGCUCGUUUGUACAUCAUUCCAGGAAUUCCAAAGGAUACAAAAUUCAACCCAAAAACCAGAAGAGAGAUUCGGAAUAUUGAAUGGUUCUCAAUUGAGAAAUUGCCCUGCCAUAGAAAUGACAUGACCCCAAAGUCAAAACUUGGUUUGGCACCUAACAAGUUUUUCAUGGCCAUUCCGUUUAUCAGACCAUUAAGGGACUGGAUUUCUCGAAGGUUUGGGGAUUCCUCAGACAGUGACAAUGGGUUUUCUUCAGCUAGCGGGACGCCAGCCAAACCUAGUGUGGAGAAAAUGAGUAGAUCUAAAUUUCGCUACAACCAGCAGUUGUUUCCAGAUUGUUCUCCAGGUGACCAGUGGGUAAAACACAGGCAACCACAGCAACAGAAGCCAUUUAAUAAUCAUUCUGACAUAUCUGAUCUUUUAAAAACAAAGAAUCAGAAUAUGAGAGGAAAUGGGAGAAAACAGUAUCAAGACUCCCCUAACCAAAAGAAGAGAACAAAUAUAGUGCACAAUCAGCAGCCUAAACAGCAGAACCACACAUUGAAAUGUGAAAAAAAACUUCAUCUAAGGAAACUACAGGAUAAUUUUGAAACAGAUGCAGUAUGUGAUUUUUCUUGCUCCAGUGAAGACCAGCUACUAGACCAGAUGGAGGCACAUUCCAUAGCAUGUAAUGAACCCUGCAAGUUCAUGUUUUCAUCAAGAGCUUUUUUGAACUUCAAGUUUGACUACAAUGCCAUAAUGAAGAACUUUGACCUUUGAGAGAGACUAGAGUAUUUAGGAAGCCUCCAGAUCAAAGAGACCCAUUGCCAUUAAGUGGUUGUUAAUUAAGCCUUACCUUUCUCAGGUGAUAAAAAAUACAGGGAGGCAAUGGUGUUAAUGAAGAGAUUAUUCUCUUUGCAGAAGAAUGGUGUAAAAAUGUACUUGCACUGCAAAUGCAGUAUGACUUUUAUACAUAAACUUACCUUUUCAGUGUUCAACUCACUAGCUGAGCAUUGUGCUUGUGAGGGCAUUCUGUAUGGCUGUGAAGUAUUUUGUGUUCUCAGUGGAGAUUGCAUUAAUAUUUUAUUAACAUCUUAGAAAAAUUUUGUGCUUAGGCAGAUGGCAAAAUUAGGAGGGAAUAUAUCCCUCUUUUCUUUAUUGGGGUAAUUUUUUGGGGGUACUAUAAUUAGUAAUUACUGAUUUCUGAUCAUGAUUGCUAAAGUGGUUUCAAAUUCAAGAUCUCAUCAUCUGCUUUUGGGGUAUUUCAUAACAAUUUUCUGCCUCCAAUUUCAAUAGCUUAGGCUGUUGAAAACCCUAAAAAAGUUUUGUGUUGAGACAUUAGAACCCGAUAUCCACGUUCAUGAUGAACUCCUAGUCUUUUUUCUCAAAUCUUUGAAAUGCCAUAGUUUGCACUUCUUUGAGAUUUUAUACUUAGAAAAUAAAAGUUGCAAAGUUCAGUCCAGUUUCCUCUUUCCUAUAAGGACAAAUAAUUUUUUCAGAAGAGGAAUUAAAUUUGUAGGAGGUAGCAGAACUAAAGAAGAUUUUUACUUUAAUUUUUCCUGCAUAUAGCUGAGCCUUGUGAGAAUUGAAGGCCUGGACACAGGUGCUGCUUUUGUCUCAUCAUCUUAACUUCAACUCUUUUUUUCUAACAUGUACUUUAGUUUUUUCUUUGCUAUGAUAUUUCCCCCAUAAGAUAAUAUGUAUAGAUAUGAAACCAUUGUUAUUGAAUUUUAUGUAACGAUUAUAUCAGGGUAGCUAUAUGGAAAUUGGUAUUCCAUUUUCCAGUGGUAGUAGUGUGAUGUAGAGUUAAAAAAUUAGGCAUGCUACAGCCCCUGGAUAAUAGAAUGAGAGGA